CUCAACCGGUGCAAUCAGUGAAGAAAGUGAAGGCGCGACGUGGACAUACUCCGCGAUACACUCGCGAUCCUGCAACCGAUGCUGGGCCUCAGGAAUCUCAUUUGGCGGCGCAACCUCGUCUUGGAUACCCCUGUUUAAAAACUGCCACUGGUGUUGGGCUAAAUUUUGCAUAGUCGACGAUGGCGCAGCUCAAGGUGGCUAUCAUCGGACAGAGUCCAUUCGCAGCGGAAGUCUACAAGCUUUUGCGACAGAAUGGGCACCAGGUGACCGGAGUGUUCACGAUCCCGGAUAAGGGAAACCGCGAGGAUCCAUUAGCAACCACUGCUAAGGCUGACAACACGCCGGUCUUCAAGAUCAAGGCCUGGAGAAGCAAAGGAGUGACCUUACCGGAAAUCCUGGAGCUCUACAAAGGUAUCGAGGUGGAUCUCAACGUCCUCCCCUUCUGCAGCCAGUUUAUACCUAUGGAGGUCAUCAAUCAUCCCCGUCACCAUAGCAUAUGUUAUCACCCAUCCUUAUUGCCCAGACACAGAGGAGCGAGCGCUAUAAGCUGGACCUUGAUUCAAGGAGACAAUACUGCAGGAUUCUCGAUUUUCUGGGCAGAUGAUGGUUUGGACACCGGACCAAUUCUCCUCCAGAGAUCGUGCAAAGUGGAGCCGAAUGACACGGUGGACAGCUUGUACAACAAUUUCCUCUAUCCGGAGGGCAUCAAGGCUAUGGGUGAGGCGGUGGACCUCGUCGCUAAAGGAACCGCGCCCAUGGUGCCGCAACCGGCGGAGGGCGCGACUUACGACGCCCUGUUGAACAAAAAAGAACUCCAGAAGAUCGAUUGGAAUAAAUCGGCAAAAGAGAUUCACGAUUUUAUUCGUGGUCUGGACAGUACACCGGGAGCUUGGACAACCCUGGACGGCGAGGAAGUGCGUCUUUUCGGAUCAUCCUUGUGGAGCGAUAAGAAACCGGAAGUCGAGAAGACGGUCGACCUCGAGGAGCGAAAGGGAAUCAUUCAUCAGGGCGGCUUGCUAAUAGAGGCCGUCGACGGGCGAUUGGUUAACGUGGAGAGAAUCAAAAUCGGAACCAAGACCAUUCACGCCAGCAAAUACGGGCAGACUACCGACAGUGAGAUCGUGGAAUUCACGGAAGAGGAGCUGAAGACUACUGACGGUCUGCGCCGAAUCUGGGCAGACAUACUCAAAGUGGAUGUCAACGAUGACACGGAUUUCUUCGCUUCCGGUGGAGGCAGCAUGGAUGUAGUGAGACUAGUCGAAGAAGUCAAGGACAACUUUGGUAUUAGCCUACAGAACAUCGAAGUCUUCAUGGCACCGGUCUUCAAAGAAUUCGCCACGACAGUCGUGCUCGCCGCUCGGGGAAAUCUAGCGACGAAGGAGAUCAAGUACGACGCGGUGGAGGUGCAAGCGAACAACAUGACCCUCAGAUUCCCUAGGCAGCUCUUCAUCGACGGUCAAUUCGUUAACGGCCAUGGCAAACCGGUCGACACGAUAAAUCCUCACGAUGAAAACGUAAUCUGUUCGGUAGAGAGCGCAAAUGCCGAAGAUGUCGAUCGAGCUGUCAAGGCCGCCGCCAGAGCGUUCGAGGAGGGUGAAUGGGGCAAGAUCAGCGCCAGAGAACGUGGAGCGUUAUUGUUCAGAUUGGCGGAUUUGAUGGAGGAGCACAAGGAAGAACUGGCCACUCUGGAGACUCUCGACUCCGGCGCGGUUUACACCCUCGCUCUGAAAACCCACGUAGGCAUGUCGAUCGAAACUUGGCGGUACUUCGCCGGCUGGUGCGACAAAAUUCAGGGUUCGACUAUACCCAUUUCGCACGCGCGUCCAAAUCGAAAUCUCACGUUCACGCGGCGCGAACCGAUCGGCGUUUGUGGCCUGGUGACUCCCUGGAACUAUCCGCUGAUGAUGCUGUCGUGGAAGAUGGCGGCCUGUUUAGCGGCCGGUAAUACCGUGGUGAUGAAGCCGGCCCAGGCGUCGCCCCUGACAGCUCUGAAAUUCGCCGAGCUGUCUGCACGCGCUGGAAUUCCACCCGGUGUCAUCAACAUCGUUUGCGGAUUCGGCAGUGCUGUCGGAAACGCCAUAGUGGAACAUCCUUUGAUCAGAAAAUUAGGCUUCACCGGCUCCACGCAGGUCGGCCAGACCAUUAUGAGAUGUUGCGCCAACAGUAACUUGAAGAAAGUGUCGUUGGAGCUUGGCGGUAAGAGCCCCCUCGUCAUCUUCGAGGACGCCGACAUGCAGCAGGCGGUCAGGAUCGGUAUGAGCGGCGUGUUCUUCAAUAAAGGCGAAAACUGCAUCGCUGCCGGACGGCUUUUCGUCGAGGAGACCAUUCACGACGAGUUCGUACGACGUGUGGUCGACGAAGCGAAGAAGAUCGCUAUCGGCAAUCCACUGGACAGGAGCACGGCCCACGGGCCGCAAAAUCACAAAGCUCAUCUAGACAAGCUCCUCGAGUUCGUGAAGAAAGGUGUCGAGGAGGGUGCCAAGUUGGUCUACGGAGGCAAAAGGUUAGAUCGUCCCGGCUGGUACUUUGAACCGACCGUGUUCACGGACGUCGAGGACAAUAUGUACAUUGCCAGGGAGGAGUCCUUCGGUCCGGUCAUGGUGAUCUCCAAGUUCAGCUCGAAGAACGUCGAUCAGAUGAUCGCGCGGGCGAACAAUACCGAAUUCGGUCUGGCCUCGGGGGUCCUCACCAAGGACAUCGGCAGGGCGCUCCGAUUCGCGGAGAAAAUCGAGGCCGGUACCGUAUUUAUCAACACGUACAACAAGACGGACGUGGCGGCGCCGUUUGGCGGUUUCAAGAUGUCCGGAUUUGGUAAGGACUUGGGACAGGAAGCCCUUAACGAAUAUCUCAAGACGAAGACGGUCACCAUCGAGUACUGACGAAAAAGUUGUAAUGUAUCUCUCUUAUAUUUGUAACGAUGAAUGUCAUCAUCGCAUUUUACGUGAUGUAAUUUAUAUCAAGCUUGACAAUAUCACGUUACGAUGUUGUAUUUAUAUUUCGCGCGUAAGAUCUUUAACAGAACUGAGGUCUUGCGUUUAAAGAUAAGAAAUUAGCAUAAUGUACGUUCACGCGCCACAUUGAUUCGUAUGCCUCUUUUCACAUUUUACAUACAUAUACUAUUUAUACAAAUAAACUUGUAGAUUAUUUUUAA
Solenopsis invicta (red fire ant) is the source of this 3151-nucleotide messenger RNA. Its product is annotated as cytosolic 10-formyltetrahydrofolate dehydrogenase. The transcript has 8 exons. Gene Ontology annotation, biological process: 10-formyltetrahydrofolate catabolic process; biosynthetic process; one-carbon metabolic process. The coding region runs from base 180 to 2879 and encodes 899 amino acids. The record is from RefSeq and is a predicted model, not a curated record. Gene Ontology annotation, cellular component: cytoplasm. Lineage: Eukaryota; Metazoa; Arthropoda; Insecta; Hymenoptera; Formicidae. Gene Ontology annotation, molecular function: formyltetrahydrofolate dehydrogenase activity; aldehyde dehydrogenase (NAD+) activity.